GAUAUCGAUGGAUUAAUUUCCUUUUGUAGCCUACUAGUAAGUUCAAAGGAACGCAGUAUUUUUAUUACGUCUAAGCAAGCUCAGAUACUUCAAGAGCUUUUUUAAAAAAGGAAAUACCGAUAAUAAUAAUACAGCUUUUAAAUUGUUUGCGUUUUUUUAAAAAAAUAACAAUCAUGACACAGCUUCAUCGUAUCGGAUACUAUCUACUUAUCAAUUACGCUGUUUGUUGAGAGGUUUGUCACGUGAUCAGAGUAAAUAUUUUCCUUAUUCUGCAACAAUAAGCUGCAUAUAUAGUCGAGACAUCGUUAAAAUAUUUAAAAGAACAAAUAACAGUUACUAAAAGACAGUUGGUAAAAACGUUAUUUAAAAUGAAGCUUUGUUUUAAAUUGUUUUGGAUAACUUUUUUAGUUUUAAAUUCGGUCACAACUUCAGAUUUGAUCGGAAUGUUUAACUAUAAGCAAAAAUGCGAGAAGAUUACAUCGGAUAUUUGCGUAAAAAAUAUAAACUCCGUUAGAUAUAAUUCAACCAAAUUUCCUAAUCUAUUAAAUCACAGGUCCCAAUACGAGGCUAAUGUUGAGUUGGCGCAGUUUUCGCCGUUGGUAAAAGUAGGUUGCUCUCCUCAUCUGGCUCAAUUUUUAUGCGCUGUUUAUAUCCCACUAUGUAUGGAAAAAUAUGACAAAUUGAUUCCACCAUGCCAAGAACUAUGUCUGAAAUCAAAAGAUGGUUGUAGUUCACUUAUGGAAAGAUAUGGCUUUAUUUGGCCAUCAGUAUUAGAUUGCGAUAACUUCCCAAAGCAAGAUAACAAUUCAACAUUAUGUAUUGGAGUUAGCGAAAAGGUUGUAAAACCGACUCCAGGAACAAAUGAUCUGAAAGGGGAAUGGCAUUUAGCAAAAGAAAACGAAGUUGUCAACCUCAAAUGUUCAAAAGAAAAAGUUAUAGAGAUUCGCAAGAUCCGUCAUUCAAAGUCGUCAUCAUGUUGCACAAAAGCGUCACAAAGUGUUAUUUCAGCAAUAUGCGAUGGUAAAAAAAACUGCAAACUAACUGUAACUAGUUCAACUUUAGGAGGGCAUUGUAAUGGUGCAGUGGGUGAUUUAUCUAUCCGGUAUAAAUGCGUUAGCCAAUCAAAAGUCAAAGCUUGUAAUAAAGAUGAUAAAAGUUAAAUGCAGCAAAGCUUGAAAUAGAUUUGGAAAUAUUAUACGGAAAUGCUAUAUAGUCUAAUUGGUGAAGAUAAAUUGUUAACUUUUACUAAGAAGUGAUCCCCUUAAAUGUCAGCAUCUGUUUAAAAAUUAACGUUUCUUUAGAAAUUAUGCAAAUACGAAACAAAAAAAGAGAUUCUCGUAUAUCAUGAAAUAAGUUGUUGUUCCAGUAUGCAAUUUCUAGGUCCGCUACUGAUAUAUAUGCAAAUAUGGAAGUGCAAAGCAGUGUUUCGUUAGACAGAUAUUUAUUAUAUAAACUGUUUUUAGAAAAUAAUGAAUGAUAUACAUUAUUAUAUAUA
Messenger RNA from Hydra vulgaris (swiftwater hydra), 1495 nucleotides. RefSeq names its product frizzled-8. Gene Ontology annotation, molecular function: Wnt receptor activity; Wnt-protein binding. Gene Ontology annotation, cellular component: plasma membrane. Gene Ontology annotation, biological process: non-canonical Wnt signaling pathway; canonical Wnt signaling pathway. Lineage: Eukaryota; Metazoa; Cnidaria; Hydrozoa; Anthoathecata; Hydridae. The record is from RefSeq and is a predicted model, not a curated record.